Molecule: messenger RNA, 2693 nt
Organism: Cynoglossus semilaevis (tongue sole)
Lineage: Eukaryota; Metazoa; Chordata; Actinopteri; Pleuronectiformes; Cynoglossidae
Gene: fbxw2
Product: F-box and WD repeat domain containing 2
Exons: 8
Coding region: 181-1545 (454 amino acids)
Molecular function (GO): protein binding
Source: RefSeq, a predicted model, not a curated record
UCGUUUGAUAAGAUAUACGCUUUCAUUAAGCCUCAGUAUUUCACGGCUGAUGUGCUGCCGCUGCUCAGUUGUAUCUCAACAAGUUUCACCCUUGGAUAUGUACUGAGGAGUCUUUCGACAGAGACGUGAUGUAGUCUAAGACUAACAUAAUAAAGUGCAGCAGGUCGCUCUCAUGUGCGCAUGGAGAAGGCAGCCUUUGAAGGGUGGCUGGAGUCAGUCUCUGCCACUUUUAUCACUCUAAAUGAUCAAGAGCGCAACCAGUCUCUGGAUCACCUAAUUUCUUUAAGUGGUGCGGCGCAGCUCCGCCAUCUCUCCAAUGGUUUGGAAGUACUGCUCAAGCGGGACUUCCUGCGCCUUCUUCCACUGGAGCUGGCCUUCUAUGUGCUGCAUUGGCUGGAUCCCCAGACACUCCUCACAUGCUGCCUCGUCUGCAAGGAAUGGAAUAAAGUAAUAAGCUCAUGCACGGAGGUUUGGCAGAAUGUGUGUCAGGAGUUGGGCUGGAGGAUUGAUGAGUCCAUUCAGGAUGCAACACACUGGAAGAAGGUGUACCUAAAGGCUAAACUGCGAAUGACACAGCUGAAGGAUCAGGAGGCUUUUGAGACGUCAUCUCUUAUUGGUCACAGUGCUCGUGUUUAUGCCCUCUACUAUAAGGAUGGCCUCCUCUGCACAGGAUCAGAUGACCUUUCGGCCAAAUUAUGGGAUGUGCGGACUGGACAAUGCAUUUAUGGAAUCCAGACACACACCUGUGCCACCGUGAAGUUUGAUGAGCAGAAGCUAGUGACGGGCUCCUUUGACAACACUAUUGCAUGCUGGGAGUGGAGCACUGGAGCUAAAAUUCAGCAGUUUCGUGGCCAUACAGGAGCAGUGUUCAGUGUGGACUACAGUGAUGAACUGGAUGUACUUGUCAGUGGUUCUGCAGACUUCACUGUGAAGGUCUGGGCCUUGUCUGCUGGUGCCUGUCUCAACACUCUGACUGGACACACUGAGUGGGUAACAAAGGUGAUCCUGCAACAAAGUGAAGUUGAAUCUAUGAUGCACAGUCCUGGGGACUAUAUCCUCUUAAGUGCUGAUAAGUAUGAAAUUAAGGUCUGGCCUCUAGGGAAUGAAAUCAAUUGUAAGUGUUUAAAAACACUGUCGGUGUCAGAGGACCGCAGCAUCAGCCUCCAGCCUCGCCUGCAGUUUGAUGGACGCCACAUAGUCUGCAGCUCCAACCUUGGAGUUUAUCAGUGGGAUUUUGCCAGCUUCAGAAUUCUCAGGGUGAUAAAGACACCGGACCCGGCAAACCUGUCUUUGCUCAGCUUUGGCCAGAUCUUUGCGCUACUUUUUGAUAACCACUUUCUGUAUGUGAUGGAUCUGAGGACAGAAGUGAUCUCUGGACGCUGGCCUUUACCAACCUACAGGAAAUCCAAACGUGGUUCCAGCUCCUUGGCAGGUGUGACUUCGUGGCUCAAUGGCUUAGAUGGAGGAAACGAUUCUGGACUAGUUUUUGCGACCAGCAUGCCUGAUCAUAGCAUUCACCUAGUACUGUGGAAGGAGAAUGGAUAAAAGUUUGCCAAGACUUUGAAUGCUGAAAUGUGCAAAAAUGAGCCACCGUUGAGAGUGAACGUAAACCUAUGAACAUAAAGAGCCGUGAUAGAGCCUACACUGACAAAAACAUUUUUAAAUCACAUAUUUCCCUCAGCAAAGAACCCUCAUCAAUUGGACAGAAAUAUAAACUUCCAUUGAAAAAUAAAGUUCAUAUAAAAUUCUUGGAUGCUUUCAGCAUGUGCCGUAUAUAAAGAUGAAGAACAUCUUCACCACUGUACAAAACGAACUGAAAAUAUCUCACAGGCCACUUCCACUGGUGACAUUGUUCCAGCCAGGCUUUGUACAGUACUUUUUGGUCUACGGUUUGUGAUGAUCCAUGAUUGAGUUGCCAGCGAAGUCGCCUCAAAGUCGCUGUCAACUACUUCGGACAAUUUUACUUUUUGCAGAAUGCAUGGAUGUCUGUGGGACAAUUAUUCUAAUUGGAUCAAUGACAUCAGCAUUAAGUGUCAUAAGGAGUUCAUGGUCUUGAGUGCUACUAGCAGGUCUUUAUCAGAAGCAUACGGUCUAUGUGAGCGGCCCCUAACCACCGAGCCCCAGACUGGUGCAGGACCAUCAAGAAAAAAACAUUUUCAUUUUAGUGUUAUUAUUGUGCAAGAUGUUUCAUUAUGAAAUAACGUUAGAUUAUCUUCCAGUUACCGUUAAUCCAUCCAGGACUUGUCUGGAUAAUUUGCAUCUGAUGUGAUGCCUUCCAAAAAAAUUGAGCCCACAAUCAAAAGCUGUGUUGAACAGUUAUACUGAAAGUACAGGUUUCUCAUGAAGGGGAACUAUCAGACCCUAAAUCCACACUGCAUAAUAUGUGGCACCAACCUUUUCAGCAAUACGGUGAAAUGUAUUUUUAUGCACUUUAUAUAUAUAAAUAUAUAUAUAUGUUCAUGUUUUAUUUUAUUGUAUUUCGCCUUGUUUUAUUUACAACACAUUAAAAAUUCUGUUAAGAAAAUAGAAUCUCACAUGAAAUUGGUCUUGUGGCAAAAAAAGCUGUUGUACCUCCGGGGGCUAAAUUGUGUGAAUUAUGAUCAUGACCAUUGACAAUGAGCAUGGCACACAGUGUGGCUGUGAACACUGUAUUUGAAAGCUUGUAUGAAUAAAAACUGUCUAGUUGCUCUGAA